CCAGGGUCGCCAUGAAGCUUCGCAUUCCCCAAUUCGCUCGACUGCCAUGAUCGACCGUGCCCUGAACGCGCUUCCGAUCCGCGAAGGCGGCAAGGUCUUCGUCGGCGUCGUCCUCGGCCUCGGCAUCUGCGCCGCGCCCAUGGUCUACAAGACGCGCCGGGGCCACGACCUCUUCUCGCAGGAGAAGCCCCAAGCCAUUUACGACGCCGAGAUCCAGCAGCAGUUUGGCGACAUCAAGAAGGAAGAGUAAACGCCAAUUGCAUAGAAACUAAC
This is a messenger RNA of Saprolegnia parasitica CBS 223.65, 273 nucleotides long. RefSeq lists its product as hypothetical. The transcript is spliced from 2 exons. Bases 47 to 250 code for a protein of 67 amino acids. The record is from RefSeq and is a predicted model, not a curated record. NCBI's taxonomy places the organism in Eukaryota, Oomycota, Saprolegniomycetes, Saprolegniales, Saprolegniaceae.